AUGGCACCAUGUGGAUCAUUCGGACUCGAGGAGGCCUCCAUAGACGAUAUGCAGGCGGCCAUGGGCAACGGUAGUCUCAGCUCAGUCCAGCUUACUCUUUGCUAUCUCCAGCGGACCUAUCAGACGCAGGACUAUCUCAGAAGCGUCAUUCAAUUCAAUCCAGACGUUCUCGCCAUUGCAUCUGCCAUGGACGCGGAGAGAGCUAACGGUACCGUGAGAGGCCCCCUGCAUGGCAUCCCCUUUACCGUCAAAGAUAACAUCGCCUCCAAGGACAAUAUGGAGACCACGGCGGGGAGCCUGGCGCUCCUGGGCAGUAUCGUGCCGCGAGAUGCUCACGUCGUGGCGAAGCUUCGCGCAGCUGGCGCUGUUCUGCUCGGCAAAGCUGGAUGUUCGGAGUGGGCUGAUAUGCGUUCGAACAAUUAUUCGGAAGGGUAUUCACCAAGAGGUGGACAAGUGCGGUCGCCGUACAACCUGACCACGAACCCCGGCGGAAGCAGUUCGGGAAGUGCGGCAGGCGUUGCCGCCAACGCAAUUGCUUUCUCGCUUGGGACUGAGACAGAUGGCAGUGUGAUCAAUCCCGCCGAGCGGAACGCUGUUGUUGGCAUCAAACCGACGGUGGGGCUGACGUCGAGGGCCGGUGUAGUGCCGGAGAGCGAGCACCAGGAUUCCGUCGGUACCUUUGGUAAGACAGUGCGAGACGCGGUAUAUGCUCUGGACGCGAUCUACGGACCAGACGACCGGGAUAACUAUACAUCGGCACAGCAGUCACCUGAUGGAGGGUACGUGCAGUUGCUGUCUGGGACGGAAGCCCUCAGUGGAGCAACUUUUGGGCUUCCCUGGGAGUCGUUUUGGAUUUACGCCGACGAAGAGCAGCAAGAGACUUUGCUGUCGUUAAUGCAGCUUGUGCAAUUGGCUGGGGCUACAGUCAUCAAUGGCACCGAGAUCCUCGACUUUGAGACCCUUGUCAGUCCGGACGGGUGGGACUGGGACUAUGGCUCCACGCGAGGAUAUCCCAAUGAGAGUGAGUAUACCGUUGUGGCGACUGACUUCUACAACAACAUCAAAACGUACCUCUCGGAGCUCGAGAACACAAACAUUCGGACUCUCGAAGACAUUGUCGAUUUCCAGUAUGCAAACGAUGGCAGCGAAGGCGGACAUCCCUGGCCAAGUGGCAUUCCGGCGUUUUACUCAGGGCAAGAUGGCUUCCUGGCGUCUCUGGACACCAUGGGCGAGCACGAUGAGGAGUAUUUCCAGGCUCUGUCCUUUACUCAGAGCAAGACCAGGGCGGGAAUUGAUUCAGCCCUCGGUCUGUUGGACUCUGCAAGUCCAAAGCUGAACGGUCUGCUUGUGCCCCCUGACGUGGGACAAACAUAUCAGAUCGCAGCCCAAGCCGGUUAUCCAAUGAUAACGCUCCCGGCUGGAACGCACUCGGAGACAGGCAUGCCGUUUGGAAUCGCCAUCAUGCAGACAGCGUGGAAGGAGGAUGAGCUGAUCAAAUAUGGUAGUGCUAUUGAGCACUUGCAAUUGACGACAGCGGGCAAUGAGAUGAAGAGGACUCUACCGAACUGGUACGGCUACCUGGAGCCCGUGAUACCCGUCAGGAAUGUAUGA
Messenger RNA from Cyphellophora europaea CBS 101466, 1611 nucleotides. RefSeq lists its product as uncharacterized. The transcript has a single exon. NCBI's taxonomy places the organism in Eukaryota, Fungi, Ascomycota, Eurotiomycetes, Chaetothyriales, Cyphellophoraceae. Bases 1 to 1611 code for a protein of 536 amino acids. The record is from RefSeq and is a predicted model, not a curated record.